Ostertagia ostertagi is the source of this 330-nucleotide messenger RNA. The record is from the annotation of a GenBank genome assembly. Lineage: Eukaryota; Metazoa; Nematoda; Chromadorea; Rhabditida; Trichostrongylidae.
AUGCUGUUCCCGGUGACAAGUCGAUCUCAACCCGGAUUAGCCAGCCAGCGUGUUCAGAUACGGGGCAAAAACCACAUGGACGAUUUGUUCUUGAAUGAUCAGGGUACCGUGAAGUCGCCGCCGGUCUGUUUCUACAGCCAUUUCGUAAAAGUAAACGAAUUCGAACCGCUUUCUCACCGUCGCAACUAUUACAAUUGGAACGCGCGUUUCGAAGGUAAUCACUAUGUGGUCGGAACGGAACGAAAGCAACUUGCCAAUCGACUGGCUCUUUCCGAAACGCAGACUAAACGCCUUGGAACGACUGUCUCAUGCGAAAUGUACCGUAUCUAA